AGUACGUCGACUCAGCCGUACCACUACCGUCGUCAGCUGUCGCCGGCCUUCUAACCAGAAAUGCUGCAAACCGUGCGGACGUGAUUAUAACACAACAGACGCCCUCGCAAAUAGAUGUGGCAGCUAUCGGCUUGCGAUCGGCAUGAUCUUAGGAGACACUUGCAGAUGGCUACCGCCCUCAACCGGGCCAAACCUUUCGGACAUUCGGCUCAUCAACUCUUCUACAACGAUCCUUAUGAAGUGGUUAAUGCCGCCAGUAGCCGAUUGGUGGCUCAAGCAACUGCCGGAUCUGGACAGAUACAACUGUGGCAAUUCCUAUUAGAAUUAUUAGCUGACUCGAAUAACGUUGGAUGUAUUUGUUGGGACGGGCCAGGCGGAGAGUUCAAACUCAUAGACCCAGACGAGGUAGCCAGGCGUUGGGGAGAACGCAAAUCUAAACCAAAUAUGAACUACGAUAAGCUCAGCAGAGCACUCAGGUAUUACUAUGACAAGAACAUCAUGACCAAAGUUCACGGCAAGCGGUACGCGUACAAGUUUGACUUCCAUGGUCUUAUGACCGCUUGUCAUCAGAGUCAGCCACAGCUUCCUCAGCCUUCUCCUGUGGGUCCACCACAUUCCACACCGUCGCCCGCGGCGUCUUCUUCUUCGAACGCAGCCAACCCGCCGGAUUUUGGCGGGCUCUAUGGCCAACAACCAGUGUCCACGCCGACAGCCAUUUUCCCCACCGGACCUUCUUACUGGGCCACGUCGGCCGCCGGCCUGUCCACUCUAUACCAUCAUCACCAGCAUCCUCCCGCACCACCAAGACCUUAUCCGCCUUAAUAUUUUCAUGUCAAAGAAUAAAUCCAUUGUUCCAAAAUUAGAGUUGAAAAAAAUCUCAGUAGAAUAACAUAAACCACAAUCGCUUUUCUAUUAUUAAGCUGAUUAUCGUAAAAAAUCUGUCUGAACAUAAGUCCUAUAUUUUUGUUUUCUUAUAUUAGACAUAACAGCAAAAAUCUGUGUUAGUAUAAUGUUAUGUACUUUCAGUACUUUUGAAUUCGAAUCCAAUGCAUGGUGUCAUUUGCUGCAGCCCAUUCCGUAAAUGGAAUAAGUUAUUUUAGUACACAGAAAAAAUAUAUAGUUAGACCAACUAAACAUUUAGUUGGCCGAUUAUAUUUACCAUAAUUUUAGUUGGUCCAACUAUAUAUUUUUUUCCGUGUACCUACUAUGUUUAUACACUACAACUGUACUUUGUCAUAAAAUAUA
Messenger RNA from Adelges cooleyi (spruce gall adelgid), 1245 nucleotides. Its product is annotated as transcriptional regulator ERG homolog. Gene Ontology annotation, molecular function: DNA-binding transcription factor activity, RNA polymerase II-specific; sequence-specific DNA binding. The transcript is spliced from 3 exons. Bases 115 to 822 code for a protein of 235 amino acids. The record is from RefSeq and is a predicted model, not a curated record. Gene Ontology annotation, cellular component: nucleus. NCBI's taxonomy places the organism in Eukaryota, Metazoa, Arthropoda, Insecta, Hemiptera, Adelgidae. Gene Ontology annotation, biological process: cell differentiation; regulation of transcription by RNA polymerase II.